Messenger RNA from Cetraspora pellucida, 1789 nucleotides. The record is from the annotation of a GenBank genome assembly. Lineage: Eukaryota; Fungi; Glomeromycota; Glomeromycetes; Diversisporales; Gigasporaceae.
AUCUAUAUUAGAAGUAAAAAUUAAAUCUGGAAAAUGGAUACCACCAGAGAGUACAAUGCCUUAUGAAUUUAAAGUAGAAGGUAUAGAACCUAGGAAGAAGGAGGGUGGUAUGUUUGUCAACUUUUCAUUUCGUGCCGACCCUAAACUUAAAGAAUCUGCAUUGGAAGAGAUUGAAAAUCACAUUAAAGAUCAUUUAAACGAAAAUAAAUUGGUCCCAUGGUUUAAUUUCCAGCCGAACAAGGCUUACCUUGUUGAGGGUGAACCUUUUAUUGAGGAUUUGGUUCAGAGAUAUCCAGCAAGUCGCCUGCGCGUUGAAUUUAAAGGAACUGAUGUUUCAAUAGAACCUCUGUUCUACACAUUUCGAAAAUAUGGUUUAAUUCGUGACAUAAAUUUACAUCAAGAAUCAGCCAAAGAACCUCCACGAUAUGCGCUCAUAGCUUAUUCAAACAUGAGAUCAGCUGCCAGUGCUAGGAAUUGUGUCCAUGGAAAAAUUAUUAAUUCCACAAGAUUGAAUAUUUUUUAUGAUCAACCUCUUAAAUCAAAUCUUAUAUACAAUUGGAUGGUUGCGCAUCCAAGAAUUUCUGUUCCACUCAUUGCCGCUAUAAUUGCCGGGGUUUCAUAUAUUAUCUUUGAUCCUAUCCGAGUUUUCUUUAUCGAAUCUAAACUUACACAACGUUUUAAUUUACAAGAAUAUCGUAUAUAUCAAUGGCUUAAAAGGCAGGCAAUUGAACGUAUAUUAUAUCGGAAUAAAUCAAUCUAUGAUCCAUUGGCUGAUAUAAGUAUCUGGAAGGAGCGAGAACAGGAGAAGCAAAAAUUACGAAAUUGGUUAAAGGAACCUCCAGAAACGUUCAUUGUCUUGUUGGGUCCAACUGGAACUGGCAAAAGCAAAUUUAUUGAACAAGUGAUUCAAGAUAAAAAGAAUAAGAUAGUGAUUAAAUGUGAUGAAAUUUUAAAUUCACACAAUGAACAUGAGCUUAUCUUGAGGUUGGCAAAACAAGUAGGAUAUUUCCCUGUGUUCUCAUUAUUAAUCUCUAUGUCAAAUCUUAUCGAUGGGUUGGCAAGCGCAAUGAUUGGAAAUAAAACAAUUGGUUUUUCAUCAUCUGCCGAUACAGAAAUAAAAAAGAUUCUUGAUACGUUAGCGAUCGCAUUACACGAUAUUGCUCCUGUUUCUCUAAUUAGAAAACAUCAAAAGAAAUCAAAUAAUUUUAUUGAACCUCAAUUUGUAGAAUCUUAUGAUCCUGCUGAUAUUCCAAUCGUGGUGAUUGAUUCAUACAUGACUAAAGAUACAACUGAAAGGCAAGAAAUUUGGAAUCAUUUAGCUAAAUUAGCUGCCUUGUUAGUUGAUAAUGGUGUUGCACAUGUGGUGUUUGUAAGUUCUAAUGUGGGAAUUAUUAAGAGUUUGAGUAAAGUAUUUCCCAACAAGACAUUCAACCAUUGCAACCUUACUGAUGCACCUGUUGAAAGAGCUGUGAACAUGGUUAAAAUGAAUGUUGAUGGUUACAAUAUUGAAGGGUUAGAAGACUUUGUUGGAAUUUUGGGUGGCAGGUUAACUGAUCUGAGAUUUUUUAUAAAUAAAAUUCGUGGUGGGCAAACUCCUCGAGAUGCCUUAAAUGAUUUAAUAAAAAAAGCCAAUAUUGAGAUUCGAAAGAUUGGCUUUGGUGAUGAUACGGAUGAUGCAAAAACUAUUCCCUGGAAGGGGAUACAAUUUUGGAAAGUGAUGAAAGAAUUGGCUCGAAAUGAUCGUGUAUGUAAUUUUCUCUAUUCAAAGACGUAUUUGUAUGAUAUGUGA